Molecule: messenger RNA, 248 nt
Organism: Tripterygium wilfordii
Lineage: Eukaryota; Viridiplantae; Streptophyta; Magnoliopsida; Celastrales; Celastraceae
Product: dolichyl-diphosphooligosaccharide--protein glycosyltransferase subunit 4A-like
Exons: 1
Coding region: 1-114 (37 amino acids)
Source: RefSeq, a predicted model, not a curated record
AUGAUCGAUGAUCAAGAUCUGGGCUUCUUUGCCAAUUUUCUUGGUAUCUUCAUUUUCGCACUGGUAAUUGCUUAUCAUUAUGUAGUGGCUGAUCCCAAAUAUGAAGGGAACUAAGAGUCUUUUUGUUUUCUUUGACCGAGUGCUUUGCAAUUGGAUGUGAAUUGUUUUAGUUGAGAUGUCUCUUCACAGCUAUAAAUUUUAGUUUAUUUUAUUUUGGUAGACACUUCAUAUCCAUAUAUGUCGUUUUA